Molecule: messenger RNA, 1814 nt
Organism: Cydia strobilella
Lineage: Eukaryota; Metazoa; Arthropoda; Insecta; Lepidoptera; Tortricidae
Exons: 2
Coding region: 57-1625 (522 amino acids)
Source: RefSeq, a predicted model, not a curated record
GUACGAGUCAAUUGCGCGCUGCGGGAAAUGAUAAUUGAUAAGACUUCGGAGUCAACAUGCCUUGCUGCCAAGUCGUAAAUAAACUCCAGUGCAACAUGGAAUGCAACAACACCAACUGCUUCUGUAUCCAAGAGGGCGGAGAAUCCUGCAUCUGCCUUCAAGAGAAGAUCGAAUGUCAGUGCAAGACCUGCCAAUGUGACAAUUGUACCUGCUUUACCACCGGGGAAUGCACUUGUAUUUGUGUACGUCGCGAUGAAACAGGAAAGAUCGUGAAAUGUGACGGUUGCAAGGGAAAUUGCGAGAAGAUUAACAAGGAAUGCAAGUGCAAAUGUGAUAAUUCCAAGUGCACUUGCAUUGCUACUGGAGGUGCCAAUUGCAUUUGCGUAUGCCUUGACGAAAGUGGAAAAAUAAAGAAAUGUGAUGACUGCAAGUGUACUUGCAACAACACUUGCGAUGCCACUGGCGAGGCUAGUAAGACUUGUAGUCGCGAUGAAAGUGGAAAGAUAAAGUGCAGUGACUGCAACUGCGCUGCAGGCAACUGCAAUCCUCAACCAUGCCAAGCUUGUCAGAAGAAAAGUGACGAUAAAGGGUGCGUCUGUGUUCCUAAUGAGGAAAAACCUUGCCUUUGUGUCUCUAAAGAAGUUAAAGGGAACCUCGUGAAAUGUGACAAUUGCAAGUGUGAUGAUAACAAGUGCAUUUGCAUUGUUACUGAAAGAGCUACUUGCAUUUGUGUAUGCCGUGAUGAAAAUGGAAAAAUCAAGAGAUGUGAUGACUGCAACUGCGCUACUGAGACUUGUUGCAAACCUGGGAAGACUUGCGACAAGAAGUGUGACAAAGACGGCUGUAUCUGCAUCUCAACUGAAGGAAAAUCCUGCAUUUGUAUUAGUCAGGACAGCAAAGGGAAUAUUGCGAAAUGCAAUGACUGCAAGUGCAACUCUUGCAACUGCAAAUGCGAUGAUUCUAAAUGCACUUGCAUUGUUACUAAUGGAGCUACUUGCAUUUGUGUAUGCCGUGACGAAAAUGGAAAAAUGAAGAGAUGUGAAGACUGCAACUGCGUUAGCGACGAUUGUUGCAAAGCAGGAACUUGCGAAAAUAAAUGUGAUAAAGAUGGCUGUAUCUGCAUCUCAACCGAGGGGAAACCCUGCGUUUGCAUCCGAAAAUAUAAAGGACAACUUGUGAAAUGCUAUGACUGCAAGUGUAAUUCUUGCAACUGCAAAUGCGAUGAUUCUAAAUGCACUUGCAUUGCUACUGGAGGUGCUGCUUGCAUCUGCGUCUGCCGUGAUGAAAACGGAAAAAUUAAAAAAUGCGAUUAUUGUAACUGCGUUAGCGACGCUUGCUGCAAAGCUGGGAAGAUUUGCGAGGGAAAAUGUGGCAAAGACGGAUGUAUUUUCAUCUCAACUGAGGGAAAAUCCUGCGUUUGCAUCCGUCAUGUCAAGGGGCAACUUGUAAAAUGCGAUGAUUGCAAGUGUGGCUCCUGUAAAUGCGAAUGUGAUGGUUGCAAGUGCACUUGUAUUGCGACCGAAGGGGCCACUUGCGUCUGUGUAUGCCGUGAUGAAGCAGGGAACAUUAAAAGGAGCGACGGUUGUCGUUGCGACAAUGUCAAGUCAGUCACUUUGAUAAAUUAAAUAAUGGUGCCUAUUAUUAUUGCCUAUACCUAUACUAUGCCUAUUCACUUGAAUAUAUUAGUGUCGAUGAUAUAUUCUUAUUAUAUAAUAUUCAACAUGCUAUGUUCUAGUCUAGUUAAUAGAAAACUUAUGUUAUAGGUAAGCCUGAUUUUUCGAUCGUCAAUUGUUAUUUUAUCUUCUUUUGUUAAC